Molecule: messenger RNA, 1266 nt
Organism: Bactrocera latifrons
Lineage: Eukaryota; Metazoa; Arthropoda; Insecta; Diptera; Tephritidae
Product: retinol dehydrogenase 14
Exons: 4
Coding region: 126-1133 (335 amino acids)
Source: RefSeq, a predicted model, not a curated record
CGCAGCGCUACACGCCAGCAGUCUCAAGUUAAGCGUCCAAGGCGAAGGUUGUGCGCGUGCGGUAUUUCAGCAAAGUAAUUCAGAAAAAUUUUGUAAAGAAAGUUUUUUGUAGCUUUAAAUAAAAGAUGGGUUUGCUGAAUGUGUUGCCGAGUGCUGACUAUCUGCGCGAUAUUUUGCUUUUAGCCUUGUUUUCGGCCAUCGUUGCCGCACUUCUGAGCAUACGCUUCUAUUUGCGCAUUACAGCUGGGCGAUGUUUCACCGAGACAAAAAUGGAAGGCAAAACAGUUAUCAUCACAGGCGCCAACAGCGGCAUUGGCAAGGAGACGGCACGGGACUUAGCCAAGCGUGGAGCACGUAUUAUUAUGGCGUGCCGAAAUCUUGAGACGGCGAAUGCUGUAAAAGAGGAAAUCACCAAAGAGACUGGCAACAGCAAAUUGAUUGUGAAAAAAUUGGAUUUGGGCUCACAGAAGUCGGUACGCGAAUUUGCUGCCGAUAUUGUAAAGAAUGAACCGAAAAUUGAUGUACUCAUACACAAUGCUGGCAUGGCGCUAGCAUUCCGUGGACAAACUAGUGAAGACGGCAUUGAAUUGACAAUGGCCACCAAUCAUUAUGGACCAUUUUUGCUUACUCAUUUGCUGAUCGAUGUUUUGAAGCGUAGCGCACCAUCACGCAUUGUUAUUGUUGCUUCCGAACUCUAUCGCUUGGCUUCGGUAAAUUUGGAUAAACUCAAUCCCAUUGGUACAUUCCCAGCUGCUUAUCUGUAUUACGUGUCGAAAUUCGCCAACAUUUAUUUUGCACGCGAGUUGGCCAAACGCCUGGAAGGCAGCGGUGUGACGGUGAAUUACUUGCAUCCAGGCAUGAUUGAUUCGGGUAUCUGGCGUAAUGUGCCCUUCCCACUCAACUUGCCGAUGAUGGCCAUAACAAAGGGAUUUUUCAAGACACCAAAGGCUGGCGCACAAACCACCAUCUAUUUGGCCACCUCCGAUGACGUGGCUAAUGUCUCAGGCAAAUAUUUUAUGGACUGCAAAGAGACAACUCUCACUGCUGCUGCGAUGGACGAGGAGAAGGGCCGCAAGCUGUGGGAGGAAUCGGUUAAGUUGGUCAAGUUGACCGCGCAAGAUCCAAAGAUCUAAUCAAAUUGAACUUCCAGUCUUAAAUGAUAACAAUUUUUUAUAAGAAAUAAUUACAAGUAAUUUAAGUUUCAGAGCGUGCAAUAUUGCAUUUUUAAUGGAAUUAUGAAAUAAAUUUAAUUUUUAUUUUUUGCAA